CAAAAGGGGUCAGGAAAAUAUAGUAUUGUACACACACGUGAAAACAAGCGUAAGCCAAUGUGUGUCAGUUAAACGAUUCCCUUGAAUAAGUAUUGAGAGAAUUGCACACUUCUAAACGGGCUGAAGAAGAGCAUCGUAUGGUUGGACCCGUUUUGUCUCUUAGUUUGUGAAUUUGAAGCGGUUAUGUGUCAAGUUGAAGAAGACUAUAAUGGUCUGGAGUGUAACCAGGAGAAGAUACCUGUGCCGACGCUUAACAGGAAGUGUAUGAAAUGUAAGGAGGGAACUGCAGUGCUCAUCAUUCGGGUCAAUGAUGCUUUUUGCCAGUCUUGCUUUAAGGAGUACUUCGUACACAAGUUUCGGGCCAUGCUGGGAAAGAAUCGUGUCAUCUUUCCCCAGGAGAAGGUUCUUCUUGCUGUUUCUGGUGGUGCAGCCUCUUGCUCGAUGCUCUCACAAGUUCAAGAGGGGCUGAGUCGGGAGGCUCCCAAAAAGUUCAGAUUUGUGCCUGGAAUCAUAUACAUUGACGAUGGCGGAGCUUGUGGCCGGAGUACAGAGGAGCGGCAGAGGUCUAAUGCUCAGCUGAAGAGCAUCUUCACAGAGACUGGCUUCCCUUACUUUAUAGUUCCUCUAGAGCAGGUUUUCAGUCUGCCUACCUCUGUACUGGUGCCUGGCACGUCUGAUCCAGACCCAUCCAAUCCCAGCUAUAAACAAGCCGUGGAUCAGUAUGUCAAAGAGAAACAGACACUCACACAAGAGAAUGUAGUCAGUGCUGUGGCUCAGCUCAGUAUAGAGGACUCUGCAUAUUCUCCCGAACACAAGCUGGCAUUCGAGAGGCUGUUGUCAUCACUGAAGACGCUCACAGCCAAAGAGGAUAUGUUACAGACCUUAAGGCAGCACCUGAUUCUGCACGUUGCCCGUGAGAACGGCUACUCGAAGGUCAUGAUGGGGGAUAGCUGCUCACGAUUGGCCGUCAAACUGCUCAGUAAUAUCGCUCUGGGUCGCGGAGCAGCACUGGCUUCAGAUACGGGUUUCUCUGAUCCUCGGUAUGGGGAUGUGGUGAUAGUGCGGCCCAUGAGGGACUAUUCAUCCAAAGAGAUCGCCUUCUACAGCAGGAUGUUUAAUGUGCCCUCAGUUUUUAUCUCAGGACUGGAUACCAAGACCCACGAUAAAGCCAGCAUCCAGCGACUGACGGAGAGUUUUGUCACCAACCUACAGUCUGACUUCCCCUCCACUGUUAGCACUAUCUACAGAACUAGUGAGAAACUUCAUACAGUAAUGCCCCCUCAAAGUCAAACCGCUGAACCUGCCUCCAAGUGCCUGCUGUGUCUCUGUGCUCUCGACAUUAAAGUAGGUAAAGCUUCUGCCUUCCAUGCUACUUUGGUAUCUGAGCAGCUGUCCCAGAUCAAACUUCCGGACACGUCUGCAGAGCGGUGCUGCACAGAGGGUCAGGGUUGUGGACCUGGAGGCUGCUGUUCCUCAAACAGGUUGCCUUCACAUCAGGACUUGAAGACACUCUUGUGUUACAGCUGUAGACUCACUAUCAAGGACAUGGUAGCAACAGACGCUCUUCCACCUUACAUCAUAACAGAGGCAGAAAAACGACAGAAAAGAUCUCGAAUGAAGAUGGAAAUCAGCGAGUACCUUUUGGAGGACGAGGAGGAAGAUGGAGACUAGCAGAUAUUUGGAUUAAAAGCUUUCUCUAUAGGACUGUAUCUAGGGUUAGCCUUGCUAAUGCAUGGUUUCACCCUAUUCAAAACCAAAUCAGAAAAGUAUUUCAUUUGCAAGUCAAUAAAAAGUCAUUUGUGAA
Molecule: messenger RNA, 1804 nt
Organism: Onychostoma macrolepis
Lineage: Eukaryota; Metazoa; Chordata; Actinopteri; Cypriniformes; Cyprinidae
Gene: ctu2
Product: cytosolic thiouridylase subunit 2 homolog (S. pombe)
Exons: 15
Coding region: 184-1671 (495 amino acids)
Biological process (GO): tRNA wobble position uridine thiolation
Cellular component (GO): cytosol
Molecular function (GO): tRNA binding; sulfurtransferase activity
Source: RefSeq, a predicted model, not a curated record